AUGCUCUCGGUCCUACUUGCAGCUGUUCCAUUGGCUUCGCUUGUCUGUGCAUCCUUUGAUGGCAACUUGAACUACCAUUCGCCUUCUCGCCGGCACAAUGAUCUUGGAAUAGAUGUACCCAAGGUCGCAAAGAGAACUCUUUCCAAGCGCUCUGCUCCAUGGGAUCCUGCUCAGCUAAACUUCACACACGGUGUUGCCUCUGGAGAUCCCUAUCCUGACUCGGUCAUCCUCUGGACUCGUAUUGCGCCAUCGCUCGAACAUGAUAAAUCAAAUGUCACGGUUUCUGGCUAUGUAGCGCUCUACAGCCAUGAGACAGAAAAGUACAUCCAAGCUUCGCCAAAUCCCAUCUGCGUCGACUAUCGUGUUGGUACCGACAGCGAUUUCUCAACUGUUGUUGAUGAAGGGCAAGCAUACACCACAUCUGACAUCGACUACACUGUCAAGGUUGAAGCCAAAAACUUGGAGCCAUUCACCCAAUACUACUAUCAAUUCAAUGUUUGCGGCAGCUCCAACAAAAGUCCUCUAGGCAGGACUAAAACCAGCCCUGAUCAUGAUGACGAUGUCUCCAAAGUCGGACUUGCAGUAUUCUCCUGCUCCAAUUGGCAGAAUGGAUAUUUCAAUGCUUAUGGUAACGCUGCCAGAAAGGACAAAGUAGACUUCUUUGUCCACCUAGGCGAUUACAUAUACGAGUCUACUAAAGGCAAGCUCUGCAAAGAUCCUAGAGCAACAAAUCCUCCACGUGAGAUUGUCACACUAUACGACUAUCGAAUUAGAAUUGGCCAGUACCGUACAGAUGACGACUUGAAGCUUGCUCAUCAAAACUUUGCAUGGAUUCCUACAUGGGAUGACCAUGAAAUUGCCAACAACGGAUACCGUGACGGAUUCAGCAAUAUGAAUAACACCGAAGAGAGUUUCUUGAAGUACGGAGGCAUCAGCGUCGAUUCCAGGAAAAUGAACGCCGUCCGAGCUUACUUUGAAUGGAUGCCGAUCCGCCAGGUAGAUCUGGAUGACAACCUCCGCAUUUGGCGCAACUUCAAGAUGGGCAAACUGUUCGACCUCAUCAUCCUUGAUACUCGCAACUACGAUCGGUCAAUCACCACCCUGGACGAGAACGAUGCCUACAUCGAGGAAAUCAGAGACGAUGCUAGUCGCUCGCUCAUGGGCAGUCGUCAGGAAAAUUGGUUCUACAACCAGCUCUCCGAGUCACAUGAACGAGGCGCUACUUGGAGGAUUGUCGGUAACCAAAUUAUCUUUUCGCGGAUGAACAACAGUGCGGUCUACAGCAACUGGCUGAAUGCUGAUCAGUGGGAUGGUUACACCGCAAACCGUAACCGUACACUACACCACCUCUACAGUAACAAGAUCCCAAACACUGCGUUCUUAGCCGGUGAUUCACACGCCAACUGGGUGUCUGAUCUCGUUUGGCUCGACGAAACUCCUUACGAUCAGGCUACGGGAGAGGGUGCGAUUGGAGUCGAGUUUGCUGGCACUGCUGUUUCUUCUAGCGGUUAUGGCUCUGGAAGAUCAAUUGCGAAUUCGAGUGACCGCUCUGCAGCGCUUGUUCGCGAUAACAGGGAGCUUCAGUGGACAGAGGGCUAUUAUCGAGGAUACUACGAGCUUUUCAUCUCGCCCGAAGAGCUCAACGCGCAGUACUACGGCUCUCCUUCAGUCGCUUCUCGCAACCCUUUCGACAUUAGUCUCGCCAACUUCACUGUUAAGGCGGGCGCUAACCACCUGGCGAGGACCAAUGGCUCGGUUGUGGCAGCGGGCGGAUACGUUGAGAGCGGCGCGCUGCAGCGUGGGCCAACGACUCCAUCGAAUCUGACUCUGAACACCAUUACUGGCACGUGGAACAUUACCGGUAUCGAGCAAAUUACGAACGGUGGUAUCGAGAAGAACCUUCAGAUCAACGAAUCCGCACCACUACCCUUCCUCCACGAUGAACAAAUCCUCGUCCAAGUCCACGCCAUGGCACUGAACCCCGUCGAUUACAAAGUCACCGAAGGCCCCAUGCCCCUUCGAUUCGUGGGAUCCAACAUCACCCCGGGCGCCGAUUUCUGCGGCACAGUCGCAAAAGUCGGCCGAAAAGUCGACGAGUUCCAAAUCGGCGAAUUCGUCUUUGGCGCAAAAGUCGGCGCGCUGACUGGCGGAACCCUCGCUCAAUAUGUAGUCGUAGAACGGACCAUGCUCGCUGUGCUACCCGAAGGCGUGAAAGUUGAGGAAGCGGCGGGCGUCGGUAUCGUUGGGCUGACAGAAUACCAGGCGCUUGUGCCACACGUCAAGAGCGGUGACAAAGUCUUUAUCAACGGCGGCUCAGGCGGCACUGGUGUCUUUGGUGUUCAAAUCGCUAAAGCGCUGGGCUGCCAUGUUACCACCAGUUGCUCGACUCCCAACGUUGAGUUUUGCAAGGGCCUGGGUGCAGAUGAAAUCAUAGACUACAAGACUACGGAUAUCAUUGAGGCGCUCUCUGCCAAAGGCCAGGUCUUUAGCGCCGUGGUGGAUAAUGUCGGUUCGCCUGCCAAUUUAUACAAAGCGGCAUCUGCUUUCCUCCUCCCCAAGGGCAAAUUCUUGCAGGUCGGGGUGGAGAAUAGUCUUGGUGGUGUAAAGACGUUGACGGGAAAUAUGCUACUACCAAGUUUCCUGGGUGGCGGCAAGAACUCCUUUCACAUAAUUAUGGCUAAGCCGUCGGCGGAGCAAUUGAGGCACAUGGCCGAGUGGCUUAAGAAGGGCUCGUUGAAGCCGAUUGUGGAUACGGUGUUUGAGUGGGAAGAUGCGCCCAAGGCUUUUGAGAAGCUGAAGACGGGAAGGGCGAAAGGAAAGAUUGUGAUUAAGGUUCCACAAGAUAAAUCGAAGGAUAAGGCGGCGUGUGAGUCUUCGUAG
Bipolaris oryzae ATCC 44560 is the source of this 2880-nucleotide messenger RNA. RefSeq lists its product as uncharacterized. The record is from RefSeq and is a predicted model, not a curated record. The transcript has 11 exons. The coding region runs from base 1 to 2880 and encodes 959 amino acids. Gene Ontology annotation, molecular function: oxidoreductase activity. NCBI's taxonomy places the organism in Eukaryota, Fungi, Ascomycota, Dothideomycetes, Pleosporales, Pleosporaceae.